UUCUUUUUACUAACAGAUAGCAAAAUGCAGAUUGUAGACACAAAACGAGGAGUUUUAGAAAACACAGAAUCAAGUUAAAUAAUAGGGUGCGGAUCAUGUUAGUAUUUAUUGUACUCAGUUGGUUAGACUAGAAGUCCUAGUUGGCAAGUUAGUUAGAGAUGAAAAACAACUUCUUAUUCUAGAAGCUGUAACGAAAUAAAGCUAAGAAGCUUAUAUACAUGUAAAUAGAUUUUUCCGCAUUCAAUGAAAUAUAUUCUAGAAUUUUCCCAAUUUGUUUUCUCUGAAAUCUCUUUUAUGGUAUCGAGCAAUAUCGUCUUCCUCCUUUGAUCUGCGAAGCUAUCAGUGUUUGUUGUUCUUCAUGAGUUCUUGAUUCAAGUUUCCUUUGAUAUUUGUUGAAAUCAUUCUUACUGUUUCUUGUUCCUCAACUUGAAGUAAAAUGGCCAACGAUUACCUCCAGAACCCUUCUAAUUCAUAUUUUCUUCAUCCUAAUGAAAAUCUUGCUCUUGUCUUAGUCUCACCUAUUCUUUCUGGUUCUAAUUACCACUCAUGGGCUAGACCCAUGAGGGUGGUGCUAAUUUCAAAGAACAAAACGGCGUUUGUCGAUGGUUCGCUGCCUCCACCAUCUCGGACUGAUCCUAUGUACUCUACUUGGGAGAGAUACAACACCAUGGUUCUAUCUUGGAUCACAAGAUCUUUGUCUCCUUCAAUUGCACAAAGUAUAUUAUGGAAUGACAAGGCAUCUGAUGUAUGGAAUGAUAUGCAAGAUCGUUUUUCUCAAGAUUCUCAUAAUGCUUUAGAAAAUUCAAAUAUGUCCGUGACACUAGAUCAACACUUGAAGUUGGUUUCUCUCAUCCAAGAACAACCAGACAUGACUCAUAAAACAAUUGACAAUAUAGCUCAUGCUGUCAAUAAUGUUGUAACUCCUAUGCAACAAAAUGCAACCAUUGAUGUUACAAACUCAUCUGUCCUAGACAACACAAUAGGUAAUUCUGUGAUUCUUCUUAAUCAAAUAGCACACCAUUCAUGGCUUCUAGACACAGGCGCCACCGAUCAUUUUUGCUUCUCUUUUUCAUUAUUCACGACAUAUAGAAAGAUUAAGCCAAUUUCUGUAAAACUACCAGAUGGAAGCUUUGUUACUGCUGCUUAUUCAGGCACAAAUUUUUCAUAGAAGACUUUCAAUUGACUAAUGUGUUAUGCAUACCAAAUUUCAAAUUUAACUUGAUUUCAGUCACUAGACUCAUUAAUCAGUUGGCAUGUGGCUUCCAUUUUGAAGGCAAUAUUUGUGUU
Jatropha curcas is the source of this 1287-nucleotide messenger RNA. Its product is annotated as retrovirus-related Pol polyprotein from transposon RE2. The record is from RefSeq and is a predicted model, not a curated record. Lineage: Eukaryota; Viridiplantae; Streptophyta; Magnoliopsida; Malpighiales; Euphorbiaceae.